Molecule: messenger RNA, 2880 nt
Organism: Styela clava
Lineage: Eukaryota; Metazoa; Chordata; Ascidiacea; Stolidobranchia; Styelidae
Source: RefSeq, a predicted model, not a curated record
GAACCGUGUUUUGCCAUUUCCAGAGCCGGUUUGGAUAUAGGACACGGCGUUAUAACUUUAUGAUAUACUGUAUGUUUGCCAUCCAACAGUCACAUCAGGAACAGUUUUCAUUCCGCGCGAUGGCACUAGAAUUUCACAAAAGUUAGUUCUGCAAAUUGUAAACUUGCGGUAAAUUCUGAUUUAACAGUUGAGUUUUCUGGUUUACCGUUGCGCGAUCGUUCGAAAGUUUGUAGUUUUCAGAACGCUUAGAACCGAACUUUGAUUUUCAUAAUUUAUUCGUUAUGGGCGAUUACGACCCCACUUCAUUCUCUGACCCUCGUGUUGUGGAGAUAAAGAAGAUUACACUUGAUUGGACAGUCGAUUUUGAUUCUCAUACCAUUUCUGGAAAUGUCGUCCUCCAGGUUGAAGUGAACGUGGACAAUGCUAAAACAUUGACCUUGGACACAAAGAACUUGUCCAUUUCAUCAAUCAGUACAAAGGAAGGUUCCGGUUUGAAAUAUUCUCUGAGGGAACCACAUAAAGCAUUCGGGUCCGCGUUGGAUAUAAGUUUGCCGGCGGAGUUGAAAAAAGGAACAAUUUUGGACAUACAGAUUAACUAUUCAACUUCACCCAAUGCUGGUGCCUUGCAAUGGCUGAAACCAGAGCAAACAGCAGGAAAGAAACAACCUUACUUGUUCAGUCAAUGUCAGGCAAUCCACGCUCGUUCUAUUGUUCCCUGUCAAGACAGUCCAUCUGUGAAGGCUCCAUACUAUGCUAAGGUCACUGUGAAGGAUCCACUUGUUGCUUUGAUGAGUGCAGUGGGAACAGGAAAGCAAUCCCUCGGUGAUGGAAGAACGGCGUAUACUUUCGAACAAAAGGUACCCACCUCAUCCUACCUCAUAGCGCUUGUGGUAGGUCAGCUUGAAAGCAGGGAUAUUGGGCCGAGGUCCCGGGUCUGGUCCGAAGCAAAGUUUGUGGAGAAAGCUGCUGAGGAAUUUUCUCAGACAGAAGACUUCAUAUCAGCUGGUGAAUCCCUCGUUGGGCCGUACGUUUGGGGACGAUACGACCUUCUUGUGCUUCCGCCAUCUUUUCCAUUUGGGGGAAUGGAGAACCCUUGCCUCACUUUUGUGACUCCUACACUCUUGGCUGGCGACAAGUCAUUAGCAAAUGUGAUUGCACAUGAGAUUGCCCACAGUUGGACUGGAAAUUUGGUGACAAAUAAAACAUGGGAACACUUCUGGUUGAAUGAAGGUCAUACAGUCUUCUUGGAAAGAAAGAUUGUUGGAAGACUGAACGAUGAAAAAACAAGACAAUUCCAAGCUAUCAAUGGUUUGAAAGAUCUUCAUGGUUCAAUUGAAGUCUUCGGGCACGACAAUCAUCUCACAAAUCUCGUGACGACACUCAAAGAUGUUGAUCCAGACGAUUCCUUCUCUUCAGUACCUUAUGAGAAAGGACACACCUUGCUGUUCUACCUGGAAACACUGCUUGGAGGCCCAGAACAAUUUGAGCCGUUUCUUCUCGCCUACAUCAACAAGUUCAAGUACAAAUCACUGACAACAGAAGAAUGGAAGGAUUUCCUAUACGAGCAUUUCAAAGACAAGAAAGCUAUCCUGGACAGCGUAGACUGGAACGCCUGGUUCAACAAACCAGGAAUGCCACCUGUUAUUCCUGAUUACGACAAGAGUUUGGGUUGUGCUUGCAAUGAGCUGGCUGAUAAGUGGGCUAAGGCCAAAGAUCUCUCUGGAUUUCAGUCUUCUGACAUCAAGGAUUUCAAGACUUGGCAGAUCAUUGACUUCUUGGGGCAACUUAUAUUGAAGGACCCAAUGACACCAGAGCACAUAUCAGCGAUGGACAAAUUGUACAAGUUUUCUGAAUCUGGCAACAGUGAGAUCAAAUUUAGAUGGCUACGACUCGGAAUUCGUGCGAAGUGUGAGUCAGCAGUUUCUCCAGCUCUUGACAUGGUGACUGAGCAAGGGAGAAUGAAGUUUACAAGGCCUUUGUACAGGGAUCUUGGUGGUUGGGACCAAAGUCGUGAACGAGCAAUCGAGAGGUUCAAGCAGAAUAAAUGCUACAUGCAUAGCACUACAAGUAUGCUGGUUGAAAAAGACUUGAAAAUAUAAUUAUUGAAUAAUUCCACUCAGAUUUAAUUAGUGUUCACUGUUCAUUUUAUAUAUAAUUAGGUAAUAUUGAUUAUGAUGAUUAAACAUUGUGUGAGAAUUUUUUGAUUGAAAUUUUGCUAAGUAACUGUUGCUUUCCACUUAUUACUUACCAGUACCAUAUGCCUUGUUCAGUUGGAAUCAUUGAAUCGUAACUAGCCAGAAUAAUAAUUUUUUUUCAUGGUAACGUAGUUUACAUAUCUAAAAAUCAAUUUCAGUUAUUAACUGGUUAAAACCGAGAGAUACGAUUUGCUAAUUUUUUGAAAGAUUGUCUCAAUAUAUAUAUUAGGUAAGGUUUAUUACCUGUCAACCCUUGUUGUGUGGAACACUUUGAAGCAUGGAGGUAUUGAAAUCUUUUUGAGGGGGAUUGAUUAGGGCUUGGGAUCUUUAAAAAAUCCAUGACUCCAUGAUAAUUUAAGAAGAUAAUUCCCGACACUGUUUUUAGCAAAUGAUUUUGUUUCAAGGCUUAUGUGAUCUUGAUUAUAUAUUUAUUGCCAACCUUUGUUUUGAUGAAUAAAUAAAUCUCUCUAUUCGUUGUUGGAUAAAAUUUUGAUUUUUAUGAAUGCUGAUUAUCACCUACCCUGGCUUAUUUAGCCUAAUCUUUCAAAUCCUAAUGUUAUGGAAAUUCGUCAUAUGAUCAUUUCCUUUUCUGUCCUGAACAAUUAUGAAAAUCUACAUUAUGUUCAAAAAUAUGUGACAAUUUUUUUGAAACGGGUAUAGAAAUAAUUAGAGAAAGUGACUUCAA